This is a messenger RNA of Bufo bufo (common toad), 1150 nucleotides long. It is a transcript of the gene LIN7A, whose product is annotated as lin-7 homolog A, crumbs cell polarity complex component. The record is from RefSeq and is a predicted model, not a curated record. Lineage: Eukaryota; Metazoa; Chordata; Amphibia; Anura; Bufonidae. The coding region runs from base 80 to 556 and encodes 158 amino acids. The transcript has 4 exons. Gene Ontology annotation, molecular function: L27 domain binding. Gene Ontology annotation, biological process: maintenance of epithelial cell apical/basal polarity; protein localization to basolateral plasma membrane; neurotransmitter secretion. Gene Ontology annotation, cellular component: MPP7-DLG1-LIN7 complex; cell-cell junction; synapse.
UAUGAUAUAUAUUAUAUAAUAUUUCUAUAAUAUUACUUCUUAUUUUGUAUCCUAUGCCCUUUUUCAGGUUUACCAGUAUAUGCAUGAAACAAUUCCUAUUAAUGGGUGCCCAGAGUUUCGUGCUCGUGCCACCGCAAAGGCAACAGUUGCUGCAUUUGCUGCUAGUGAAGGCCAUUCUCACCCUCGUGUUGUGGAGCUGCCAAAAACCGAUGAAGGCCUCGGCUUUAAUGUCAUGGGAGGAAAAGAGCAGAAUUCUCCGAUUUACAUUAGCCGCAUAAUUCCAGGUGGUGUGGCAGAGCGACAUGGAGGACUUAAAAGGGGGGACCAGCUGCUUUCAGUAAAUGGAGUGAGUGUGGAAGGAGAACAUCACGAGAAGGCAGUGGAGCUGUUGAAAGCCGCAAAAGACAGUGUUAAACUUGUAGUGCGAUACACACCCAAGGUGUUGGAUGAAAUGGAAGCUCGCUUCGAGAAGCUGAGGACCGCAAGGCGCAGGCAGCAACAACAAUUACUAAUCCAGCAGCAGCAACAACAGGCACAACAAAACCAUAUGUCGUAGGUUUUUCUCCAGGAAAAAAACACAGAUAGACAAGUGGCAAUAAGACAAUUCCACCAGGAGUCCAUUUUCCAAAGGAUCAGAAGAGAAUCGGCUCUCAUUAUCCAGCAUAGAGAUUGGUCGAUAUUCCUUUGGCUAAGCUAUCUAAAACGUUUACUAUAAAGGUGAUGUGUUCGAUAGUUAGUGGACUUUCCCUCCAAUAUUUCUUGUAACCACAUAAUUUAGUAUUGUGUAAAGAGGAUGAAGCAGUCUGUAUUGAUGAGUUUGUUUCUAUAGUUGGGUCUGAGUGGCCGGGGUCAUGUCUAGAAAUCCUCAUUGUUCACUCACUGGACACCAAACUGCAUCAGUUUAGUGCACUAACAGAUCAGCAGCACUUGUAUGCACUCAAGAAUAAUAUCCUGUACUGUAUAUUGUAUAAUUUAAGACUUGUUGUUUGUAAGAAAAUUUCAUAUUUUUUCCUUACAAUAGUUAUUACAUUUAUAAGGUUUUACGUUAUUAGGCAGGAAAGCAUUUCCUUUUGUGUUUUGUAUGUUUAAGUAAUGUCAGAUACUAUAGCUGAGGCAAAUUAGGAAAUAAACCUGUAUUUUACAUUUACCA